Molecule: messenger RNA, 4061 nt
Organism: Eutrema salsugineum
Lineage: Eukaryota; Viridiplantae; Streptophyta; Magnoliopsida; Brassicales; Brassicaceae
Exons: 7
Coding region: 788-3595 (935 amino acids)
Source: RefSeq, a predicted model, not a curated record
GUAUUUUUUUCUUGCUGUAGUAUCGAAACUCUGUCUUCGGCCUCUUGUCCGAAAAUUUUACAUCUUGGAAGAAUCAGAAAUUUCUCAGUCUACUGUUCAUAGAAAGAGAGGAAAAAUAGUCUCAGAACAGUGUGUUUUUCUUUGGGCGAAUUCUGCAGCGUCAAGCCUAGGGGAGAAGAAGAGAAGCUUGAAAAGAGGAGGGAAAGAAAUAAAUAAGAAUUCUUUUGUAUUGGUGGCAAAUUGAGCCGUGUUGAGGUUUGCGGUUCCAGUGAAGAAGAACCCUAGACGAUUCUCAGCUUCAAUCACGAUUUUUCCUUCUGAUUUUGAUGGAUCUAUCGUCUUCGGAGAGGGAUCAGCUGUUGAUGGGGUUAGAAGUUUAAUGCCCGUGAACGGAAUUGAACAAAGGAUUCUGCAAUUUAUCGGAAUUUCAAGAUUUAUUCUUUAGCUGAUAUUUGAUAACUACAGAGCGUGGAGCAACGUUGAGUUCCAAAUCUAAAGACAAAAGUACCAAGCCACGGAGCUGCUCUAGAAAUCUGUGUGUGAAUUGUCCAGCAAAUCAAAAUGUUUCCUUGCUUGAUCAACAGUAUUUGCACGGGAUGCAAAACCAACCAGGGUUGUUAUGUGAAAGCUUAGGCUAUAACUAACUAUACACUACAAGCCCAGGUGGUUCGUCUGUUUUCAAGUUUCCAUCAAGAUAACUGAAGCUUCUAGUGGUUAUUUAUGUUUCCAAACAAAGCCUCAAGAGAACUUCCCUGUCCACCAGCAAAUAUUUGCACAACAUAGCCCUAUGCAGCAGUCUGGUUACGAUGAGAUGCAGUUGUUGCAGCAGCAGGUGAUGCUCAAGCAACUACAUGCUCUUCAAAUGCAGCAGCAGAACUUUUUAAACCCUUAUUCAUCAACAGUUCAGAAGCAAGCUAAUAAUAGCGGGCUGCAGUUUCCACCUCUUCUUGAUGAAAUGCCUCUAAAUGAUUCUUCACAAGGAUAUCUAAACUGGGCGCAAGGGAAUGCAUUCCCAGGUCAACAAGGAACGCUCGAUAAAACCAUGUUUUCGGUGGGUCUUGGUUCUCAGCAGCCUGAUCUCUCUCUGUACGGUACUCCGGUUGCUAACACAAGAGGUAAUAUAGGUCAAAAGCCUCCCAUCCAAGUCAUGUAUCAGGAUCCCGGCAGUCUAGCAGCUAGGCUUCCUAGUGGUCAAUCACAGAAAUCUUUGAUGCAAUCAUCAGAUUUUAGUUACCCCUUCUUUAAAAGUCAGUAUGAUUUAUCUCCACCGCAAGCAUCUUUACAUAAUGGAGCAUUUAUGUCAAAUCUUGGAGUUCGAGGUAUGUCCGAGGCAGGUUCUUUCCAAGGUCUGAGUAAUGGAAUUCACUCCGGAAAUCUCCUUUCUCAACAAUUUGACACUUCAUCAAAAAAUUCUAGUAGGAGGCAGGAGGAACAAGCAAGUUGGUCUUCGUUUCAGCAGAAGGGUACAAAGCAAUCUCAGGGUUUGGUUCCUCUUGACCCACUAGAAGAGAAGAUUUUGUUCAACAUGGAAGAUAGUAGUAUUUCUGAGAUUGCUUCUGGAGUGUUCGGUGACAAAUUUGACAGUGUGAAUAUCUCCAGCCCUUUCCCUUCUAUGCAGAGUGGGAGCUGGAGCGCUCUAAUGCAAACUGCUGUUGCAGAAGCUUCAAGCAGCGAUACUGGUCUUCAGGAGGAGUUUAGCGGCUUAACAUAUCAGAAUAUGGAACUACCUGCGGAUAUUAACGACAUAUCUAAUUUCCUGGACAGUGAUAAGCAACAGGCUGGUGGUGUGAAUAACAAUACCUUGCAUGGCUCUGCGUCGUUAAACUCUAGCUUCCCUGGGUUUCAGGUGCCUUCAGAUCAGCUGGGAUCAGGUGUCUUUCAAGAUGAUAGUACUCUUGAUUCUACUCAGAGGUCCUCGAACGUGACUGGUCAUUGGAUGGAUUUUAAUCCUCAACCGAAGAUAUCUUUUGAAAAUGUAUCUACGGGUAAUAUGUAUCUGCAGUCCUCCGGGAUGCUUGAUCAGCUGCAAUCUCAGACAGGCAAUCAUCGCUCCAUUACAGCUGAUUCAUCUGCAAGUCAGUUAGCCGGCAUGUCUUCAACUGACCAAGGUGGAAAAUGGUUGAAUGUGCCCCGUCAGCUCGGAAAACCAGGGAUUUUCCCGCAGCAUAUACAACAGAAUGAUCUUGCUACAGUGUCUGUGUCCCAAAUGCAGAUGAUCAAUCCAUUUGUAGCUUCUCAACCUGACAACGCAACAUUUCCAGGAGUUAAUUUGGAUGCUGGCCUUGGAGGUCACACCUUUAGUCAGACUAGAUCACCCCAACAAGGUACCAAUCAGCAGUUUAAUGUGUGGAUGGACUUACCAACUCGCCAACAUCCUUUGGAUCAAGAAUCACUCAAGGUUCCCUUGAGUUCAACAUCACCCGUGGAGAUAUCAGGAAGUGAUGUCACAACCUCGCAAAAGGCGCAACGUAUGUCGCCCACAGCAUAUAAUAUGCCACAGAAGUUUGGUUUGCCUCAAGAACAAGGAGCUGCUGCGAAGAAUAUCUCUGAUUUUACUGCCUCCAACAAAGAUUCUAACAAAUUGCAGGGGGAGAAUAACAUGGAUUAUGGUACAUGUUUGAAGUCAAUGUCACAGCUUGAGUCAUGUGCGUCCGAUGACCCAAAGAUGGAACAAAAUGUUUGUUCCAGUGGAAAGCAGCCCACCCUAGCUAGUGGCAUGGUACGUUGCCAACUUAAUCUCCCCGCUUCAGCUCCCGUGUGGUUCAAGCAGAUGGGAGCCUAUAGAAAUGACCAGAUGCAACCCGUACAUGACUCUCAGGAGACUCGCGAUCAGUUGCUUCAGCAAUUUGAGCCUUUAAACACAAUGAACAAACACGUGGAGAUAAUCGCAACAAAGAAACGAAAACUUAUGAGAACAAAGCAGUUGAGUUGGCAUGAAGAAGUCUCUAAUGCAUCCCAAAGGGACCACUCAAUCAGUGGGGCAGAACAAGAAUGGGCCAGAGUAACUAACCUGUUAGUUGAGAAGGCCGAGUAUGGUACUCAGACCUUUGAAUUUGCACCGCCAUUGCACCGUUCAAAGAGAAGACUUGUUCUAACCUCACAGCUUAUGCAGCAGCUAUUUGAUCCUCCACCGUCAUUCAUAUUUUCAGCUGCAUCGUCAAGAAGCUAUGACUUUUUGUUCUUCUUCAUUGCUAGAGCAACUCUUGGUGAUGCUUGCAGCCUAACCCACAAGGGAGAAACUGUGUUGCCGUCAUCGUCAUCUGAAGUUGAGAACAUACCAGAAAAGACUGAGAAUUGUGAGAGAAAGGAUGUGCAACAUUCUGAAGUUGCUAAGAAAUUAAUAGAUAAAGCAGAGAAACUCAAGGAAAGCUUCGAAAGACUGGAGAAAACGCCAUCAGUGGCAGACAUAAAAUUCGACAUCGCGGAUUCGGAAAGAUUCUCUGUUAUCAACCGUUUCGCGAGGUUUCACAGCAAGGGCUCAGUCUCCGGAAACCCUUCACAAUCCACUCUUCUAAAACCGAUACCACAGAGAUAUGUUGCAAUGGGACCCUUGCCUCGGUACCUACCAGAGGGAGUACAAUGCCUUUCGUUAUGAUUCUGCGUUUCGAAACUAAUCAUUGCUAUGCAUAUAACCAAUCAUCCCAGAGAAGAAAAUACAGUAUCUGAUCUCUCUAUUUUGCUAGUAUUAUUUGCCUCCCCGGCACGCAAGAAAAUAUCGAAAAACAACCAUCCUCGGAUUAGCGAAUAACACAACAGCUUAGCUAUGCUCCUGCUGCUGUUCUUUUCCAAGGGAAGUAAAUAUUGUUCUAUUGUGACUGUGUGUGUGUGCGUGUGUGUUUUUUUUAUCUGGGUUGAAAAGAUCAAGAAUCUGGGAUAAUGCAAUAAGUAUCAGGUCUCUGCGGGAAGAAUAGGAUGAUCCUUUUAGUUACAGAUAUGUCUGUUUUUGUGUUAGUUUUAACUUUUAAGUUAGUUUGGAAGCUAGAAUCUCAUCAAUACAUAUGGACAAUGGCAUUGCCCUUUAAUAUAUCUUUAUUUUUCAGAAUCUCCAUUCUCUCUCUUUU